This is a messenger RNA of Aspergillus ibericus CBS 121593, 1409 nucleotides long. RefSeq names its product basic secretory family protein. The record is from RefSeq and is a predicted model, not a curated record. Lineage: Eukaryota; Fungi; Ascomycota; Eurotiomycetes; Eurotiales; Aspergillaceae. The transcript has a single exon. The coding region runs from base 248 to 1144 and encodes 298 amino acids.
UGAUUGGUGAGCUUUGCGACCCUGCGGCGAGUAGUACUCCCCGCCCGCGGUAUGUUGCAUAUCCGCUAAACGCCCGGCUUCAAGCCUUCCAUUCAACCUUUCUAACAAGCGACAUUGCAUGACGGCACUGCGUAGUACUCAUCUACAAGUACUACUAGGUACUGACUACUUCUAAGAUUCUCUCAUCCAUACCACUAACCCAUCCCCUCCAUAUCUCCUCCCUCCUCAGAAACCCACACCCACCAUCAUGUCAACUUCCAUAACCCAGGCCACUCCUUCCGGGCUCCCCAGACACCUCCCAUCCCCCAAACCCACGUCCAAGCCGAAUGCCACGCCUCUGGAAGCCCCACGACCCAAACUGCGUCUCCAAAUCAACGACCUCCGCCACCCGGCCUCCAAAUUCUUCCUAAAUCUGAUCCCCGACGUGAGCUCGACACUGGAAACCGCCCUCACAGCAAUCAUCGAGCACCUAUAUACCCCACCACGAACAGACCCCACUCCUACCAGGCCCCUGUCGACCUUCACGCCCUACGUCCCCGCAACCCGCUCCGUGACAGUCCUCCUCCGCGACAUUGACGGCGUCGCCUACACUACAGGCACGGAGCUCGACAACGACCACAAGGAAAUCCACCUCUCCCUAUCCUACAUUCGCACCUGCACCGGCUACCUAGACCCUGUGGCCGAGAUAACUGGUGUCCUCACCCAUGAGCUCGUGCACUGCUACCAGCAUACCGCGCCACCACAGGCCCAAGAGAUCCCCCGGCCGCCCGGAGGCUUGAUUGAGGGAAUUGCGGAUUUCGUGCGUCUUAAGGCGGGGUUGGAACCGCCGCAUUGGAAGCGGCCUACGUCGGCCAAGGAGAGAUCCGAGAAGUGGGAUCAGGGAUAUCAGCAUACGGCUUACUUCCUGGCGUGGCUGGAGGAUGUGCGGGUGGGGAAAGGUGCGGUCGGGCUGUUAAAUGAUCGGUUGCUGCGGGUUGGAUAUGUCGGUGAAGAUGGAGGGGGCGGUGCGGGGAAAGAAGGGUUCUGGAAAGGUCUGUUUGGUGUCGGGGUUCAGGAGCUCUGGGAAGAUUAUGGUAGGUACUUGGAUACUCCUAUCGAGGCAGGUAAAGGUGACUGGGAGGACGAAAUUGUUAACCGUGAAUGAUUGUUUGGGUUGAGAGUGGCCCGGUACAAUGGGAUCGAUUGUGUACAUAGCGGAUUGCAUGAGGCGGCAGCACUCACUACUAUGGUUCGAUGGUACUACUAGUAAUACCCCAUCGUUACUACUAACUUACUUGGGUAGGCAUUGGCCAGUCCGUCUAUGCCUACCGGGUCGGGAAGACGGCUCCCGGCGGAGACGGACGCAGGAUCUUCUUGCGUAAGAUCGAUUGAAUCCGCAGUACAUGGCUCUAUGUACUUUGAUCUAGAGU